Messenger RNA from Amphimedon queenslandica, 1189 nucleotides. Its product is annotated as Golgi to ER traffic protein 4 homolog. The coding region runs from base 7 to 1116 and encodes 369 amino acids. The transcript is spliced from 8 exons. The record is from RefSeq and is a predicted model, not a curated record. Lineage: Eukaryota; Metazoa; Porifera; Demospongiae; Haplosclerida; Niphatidae. Gene Ontology annotation, cellular component: cytosol; BAT3 complex. Gene Ontology annotation, molecular function: protein binding. Gene Ontology annotation, biological process: protein insertion into ER membrane.
UUCAAGAUGGCGGCUAAAAGGAAGAGUAAAAUAGAGGAAAGGUUGAAAGCAUCCCUGGAUGGAGGAGACUAUUACAAUGCUUUGCAGACUAUAAAGGUCUUGUACAGUAGAUACAAUUCGCAAGGAAAAAGUGACGAGUGCAUUUCACUGCUUUACAAUGGAGCAAGUGAGCUUUUAAAGAAAGACAAGUGGGAAAGCGGAACUGAAAUCUCAUUGAUAUUAGUCAAUCAUUUGAAAGACAAGAAAUUACCAAUCACUACGGAUUUAAUAAACAAGCUGGAGUCUUUAUUUCACUGCUAUAAGUUCUUAAAAGAUGAAGAUUGUAUUCAGCAUCCAAAGCUACCUCUCCUUCGAUUGUAUCCAUCCAUUGCUAGUCUGGACAAAGAAGGAGCAGCCCGUCUUCAUGCUAUGCAGAUCAACAGGGACUUGUUCAUGAAGGCUGUUUUAAAGUGGACAAGUUUAGUAGAUGAGAGUUUAAAAUAUGGUCACACCAAGCUACACAAGCUAUUAGCUCUUAGCUAUUUUCAAGAGGGAGAGUUGGAAAAAGCAAGGAAGCAUUUCCUGUAUUGCGAUUUACCGGACGAGUUUGGUCAGCUACUGGUAGACCUAUCAUACAAAGAAGCAAAGCCUCACGAAAUUGAGAUGUUCAUCACACAGGCAGUCCUUCAAUUGCUGGUUUUAGAGAAGAAAGAUGUAGCACUGAAAACAUACAAGACAUAUUGUAGGAACCACUCGCUUGUCGGCUCAUUCAUGCCACCUCCUUUCCCUCACUAUCCUCUACUCAACUUCACCUGGUUCUUAUUGCAUUCACUCGACAUUGGAAGCACUGAUGUCUUUCACUGUCUUUGUCAUUGUUAUAUUCAAGCUAUCAGUUGGGACCCACUUUAUCACAAUUAUUUGAGUAAAAUUGGCGAUAUAUACUUUGGGAUUAAAACAACUAAGGACAACUCUUCAGGAGGAGGUUUGAUGGAUUUGCUCAGUGGACAAAACAUCUCAAGCUUAAUGUCGUCUCUUGGAGGACUGCCUGAUGAGUUGCCGUGGCAACAACAAGCACCAGCUCCAGUGCAGCAACUGCAAGAAAGCGAUUUACUGGAAACUGUUGAAGGACUCGAUUAGAAUCAAUAAAUUAUUUAAUAACAAUAAUUUUGUACAAAGUAAUAAUAAUUUAGAUGCAUUUGGUCAUAAUAAA